UCGCACUUGACCGCCUGAAAUCGGCAGCAGCUGAACCGUCGUCCAGUCCAUACUCGCGCGCGCUUGGUUCGUGUCCGGGGUACUGUGCCGAAGCUGAAACCAACGUCCGGAUCACACGCUUAGCUUUUUAUUACAGUUUUUGGCUGGGGUUCAGUCAAACGUCCUGAAUGGUGGGACGGCAGCUGAGCUGGCGGCACCAGCCGUCGGGGACUGGCAGAGAGUCUGGUCAGUCAUCAUCAGGUGGUCCUGACCCCAAGCAAUGUAAAAAGGGACCAACCUUUAGCUUGGAGCACCUCAAGCCAUUUGAGCACGGCUUCUGGAGGGAGGUUGUAAUGCGGGCCAUCAACUCUGCUGUGGGGCCUGUACAGGACAAUGGCCGUCCAAUGGCUGAUGUCUACUACCACACAAACAGCGGGCUCAAGCUGCGAUCGAGGCCUGAAGUUGCAGCAUACUUGGCGAGCAAUCGCGGGAUACCUCUGACGGUGGACCAAUUCACCUUUGUUCGUGUGCCCAUCCACGAGCCGCCGCACGAGAUUGUGCGGAAGGCAACACCGCGUGGCUCUGCCACUGUGCUGCCUGGACCGGCUGACGCUGCAGUGACACCAACUGAGAGGACCAAGAGGAUGGAUGGCCCACCAUGUGAGCGAGAACGACGCCAUGCAAGCGAUGACACCACUACUGGGCGUCGAAUGACACGCAAGCGCCUGUGCUGCUGUGAGGAUCAGCAUAGCAGCUGCAAGCAGUUGCGUGCACCGGGGAAGACCCGCAACCAACUGCGACACAAAUUCAGUCAUGUCCACCUGGCUGCUAAGACAAGGCUAGCCCACAAGGAUUUGCGGACACAACAUGGCUCCCACAAAGGCACCGCCAAGCGUUUCAACUACACAGCCAAGUACAAAGCUCAUAGCUUGCCACCAACUGUGCCUAAGACACCUUUACCACAGAGGUCCUCUGCAAGUGAGGCUUUCUGUCUUAAUUCUACACCAAGAAAAGUGGCGUCGCCAAGUAUGGACACACAGUCUGGUGAUAGCACCAAGGAUUUGGAACAAGGUUCCCGGUCUCCACUCGGAAAGCAGAGGUGUUCACAGAAGUCUCCCCCAUCUAACAAGGAGAAAGGCAAUCUAGCAAGUGGGUCUUGGUCACCGAGCAAGGAAGGAGGCGUUUUAACCUGCGGCACUGUGAAUGAAUCGGAAGAGACUUCCACUUUGGCAGAGGUGGUGACAACAAGCUGCACAUCUUCCGAACCACAGUCAUUGAGAAAGUUCCGGAUGUCCAAGCAGGAAACAUCGGAUUGCCAAGAAGGAAGGGCACCGAAUUCUGAUGCGUGCAAUCAUGCAUUUAUGAGCAUGGGGUCGAAGCGCCCAGUUGUGUUAGUGAAGGAUUUCCUUAAGGGACUUCCCAGUGCUUCAGCGGGAGCAGACAGGGGCAGAAAGAUGUCAGCAGAGGAGACCACCGUGGCUCUGGUCACACCCAAUGUGCGCAGAGAUUACUGGCAGAACACGGCCGCCUGGGACAUUUACAAGCUUCUACAGGCGAGACAGAAUGGUGUGAUGCCUGCUGUCACGGAGGGUGAGGGGAUGCCACAUGGGGUUACAGCCGCCCGCAAUCCUGCAUCCCUGGAAGACGAGGAAGCAUCAGGGGAGGCAAGCUGCAGCCUGCCUCGUCCUGCUCAGUGUUCAGCCUUUCCAAGUGUCGCACAGAGCAAAUCAUCGGCAGUCGUCGCAGCCAGCUCUGUUCAUCAAAGUUCGUGCGAGCCGUGCAGUCUCGGGUGCCCCAGAGCACAGGGCCAGACACCGCAGCUGCUGUGCACACACUGCCUGUGCUUGUUUCAUGCGGUGUGUGCCGGAAGGACAAGCAGCCACCCGGCCAAGGGGCGCUUCAUCUGCAAGGCUUGCAUCAAAAAGCCUUCUAAGGCUGCACAAACAUUGGAAAGCAUGAAAGCGAUCUCGGAAUUGGAAAAAGCCACUGCGAGUUGCAACAGCACCAGUUCUACGCCGGAAAUUACGUGGGUGGAAGUUUUGAAAGAACCUGCCACGGGGAUAACGACACCUCUCCAGCCCCGCUCGACUAGUGCUUCCACAGCCACCGUGCACAAGCAGUGUUCUUCGACCACAUCAGUGGUGACUUCUUCCUCAUCGAGUUGUACAGCUGCCACGUCGAGCAGCACCAUCUCUGUGCCAGUAUUUCACUUCGUGGCUAGUGGUGGCAGCCCAAAGCCAACAGCGGGUCCCUCCACGGGCGGUGCACAGGUGUCGUCCAGACCGGCGGCACAAGUGGCUCCGCGUCCUCGCCUGCCACUCCUGCUGCCCGCACCACCGCGACCGGGCUCAACAGUGGCUGUGGGCAACACCAGAGCACGAGAGAUGCCCACACUGCGAUUCCAGUCCACGGGUCCGCAGAACCUGACGGUGGUUCCGAGUCUCUACUGCACAAUCCAAUUGACUCAGAAGUGUGGCAACAUGAGUGGCACACAGCUGAAAUCGCUUGUCAGUCAUCUGGUCCAGAAGCGCGCCGAGGAGCUGCAGAAAAUGGGCAGUGGGCAAACCAUUGUGCUCCAGGCACCGCUAACCCUGCCAUCAGUACAGGCAUCGAAGACCGCGCCUCGCUUGCCCUCCCAGACAACAGCCAAACAGCAGCUGGUCUCGAGCAUGCCACAGACGGUCACCGCUAGUGUUCAAGCAACAAAACUGCCGCUCACAUCUGUGCUGCCGGUGCCUUUGAGUGCUGCAACAAGAGAGCCAAUUCCGACAGAUUUGGUACAGGCGGUUCUUGAUGAUAGUGACCGAGGGCCAGUGCCCCCAGUUCAGCAUAGUGUUAUGAUGAGAAGCUUGCUUCGUACUGGACCAAAGAUUGCAAGUGUCACAAGCUUGGCGGUUGGGGCUGGGGCACAAGAGUCACUACAGGAAACCACCUGCACUGCCCCCCCAACUUUGGUGCCAGCUUCUCCGCAGCUUGGAGUUGUGAUGCCAAUUGCAACACAGGUGGAUGUGCGCGAAGUAGCCAGCGUCCCUGUUGCGAGUUGUGCAAGCGGACAGUGCACAGUCAUUUCCGGCAUACCCGAAAUGGCUCCUGUAAAACUGAUUGCGCCAAAAUUGGAACCAGGUGCAGCACGGUUGCCCGUCAAAGAGGAGGCAAGGAAGGCAAGCACGCCUGAAGCUGCUCAGGGCACGAAACUAGAUGCAGUGUUCAUGGCUCCACCAGUUUGUGAAGAAAGUAUUGAAGGUGCAUCACGACUCAUCACUGCUGAGGAAGAAGAGGUGAUCUAUGGAUUUGACACCCUGCCUGUUGAGCCACAGCCUUCAAUCAUCAUCACUUCAUCGUAUUCACUGGCUUGUGGACCGAUGGUGCAGGACAGUGACUCUUCACACACAGAGUACAGUGGUGGGGUGAGGAAAGGUCUGGGCGAUGCAGUCAGGCCUUCAGAUGAUGGAACAUCCUCCAUCUGGUGCACAGACAGCAACAUCUCAACAGCACAGGUGGAAGCCUUCCACAAGGUGCAGCGGCAAACUUCAUGCAACGGAACUGAAGUACCAUCAGCUGCGAACCGAACCAUCGACCCUUUGCAGCCCCAUUCUCUAUGCUCUUCUGGACAUGUCGUCGACAGGGUAACUGUAAAAUCAGCAGAUGUAGGAUGCCAGCAACCAAAAGACAAAGUGCCAGUGAACUGUGCCUUGGGCAGUAAUGUGCCAUCUUCUCCCAAGGCUGUCAAAGUUCGGCGCACAAAAAGCAAGCGGCAUCAUGGUGCGCCUUCAAACUCUGAUUUCAGUGGUGUGUCCGUCUGGGUUGAUAGUGGUGGUCAGCUGACCUGCGUGCGGGACAGGCCAAGUGCCGUUGCGGCUGGUGCCUUGCAGCUGGAAGAAGGUGCUGCUGUCUACGGGUCUGGGAGGAGCAUGCAGGACUUGACCGAGGGUUUUACCGUCCUGAAUCACAUCUUCAAGUGGCUUUCAACGCCGUCUCUGUGCAAGGUCGCCCAGGUCUGCCAUGCAUGGAGGAUGUUUGCCUCAAUGCCUCACUUGUGGAAGCGGGUCGACUUCAGGCAGCUCCAUGUGCACAACUGGGACACGUGCGUGGCCAAGUUAAAACACAUGCAGACCGAAGAGCUCGUGCUGGAUAAAGAUAGCCUGGACCCUGUGUUGUCUCGCAACAGCCAACUGGAGGCAGUGCAGCUAGUGGUGCUCGAGGUGAACCCAUUGCAGCUGGUGUGCCUCGCCGGGGCCUUCCCUCGCCUUCGAAGCCUGUCUGCUACGAUCACUCGGAAAGGGGGCCGGGAGCUUUCCACCCAACAGCAUCCAGCCUCCCUGGGUGGCCUGUCAGAGCUGCUGUGUGUGGCAGGCCUGGAGCGGCUGGAGCUACGUGGUGCCCAUGGCUUGGCGCUCCUCCCCUUGACCAUGCCGACACACAACCUUGCCCAGCGGUGUCAGCAUCUGCGAGCACUGUCUCUGGUGACGGUGCAGAACAUGACUCCAGCUGUGGUGUUCCUUGUCAGCCUCCUGCGUGGCCUAGAAGAGCUGCACCUGGGUGACUGCAUCAACUGGUCUGAAAUGUCAUUUGUCAACAUUGGGAGGCUGAAGCAACUUCGCCGGCUGACGCUUGAGCGUGGUCAGGACAACGAUGGUUUCCGAUCGAUGCUGCUGAGGUUGGACAAGCUGCAAAGGCUACAUCUCAAGUGGUGGACGCUUCGUAACAGCCUGGCAGAUACGCUGUGGAAAAUGAGUGAACUGCGUCAUCUACUGUUCUGGCCUUUGACCAGUGGCCUGGCUAUGAAGACAAACCGAAAUGUCUUGCGUUCAUGCCUGGCUGCCGGACCCAGGUUGAAGCGGAUAACAUGGGUGGUGAGCUGCAAGCAGCCGGGGGUUGUUCAGCAGGUGGCGCUGGACAUGAACUUGGCCUUUGAGUCGGGAACCCUGUGCGAGUGUCCGCCACUUGUCGCUGCCUCCUGCUAUGCCUCUGUUCCGACGUCAGCCGCCAGCGACAUUCCAAGAGGUCUGAGCCCCCGAGCUCAAAAGAGCAUGCUCGAUUUGAACUGCAGGGAAGUCGGCAGCCCGGGUGGUGACGUCUCUCCUUCCCGUCUUAGUCGCAAGUCCGUCAAAUGUGUAGGUGGUGCCAGUCCUGUUCGCUCGACAGAGACUGCGAGUAAUUCUUCUGUGUCAUCUGAACAAUUGCAAGCAGUUCCGCCCUGUUGCGCACUUGCAAAAACACUGCUCGAGGUGUGGAAGCCAAGCAUGCACCAGACGUGGUACAUGACAUUACGACAGUUGUGCCAGGGGCUUAAACACUGCCUCGGACCAAACAGAGAUGUCUGCAUCUGUGUUCGCAUCGAGCAAUGAUGCGUGCUGGUAUUGCACUGUUGAAAAAACAAUUAGAAACUGCCUUUAUGAUCACAACCAUUAUCCUUGCCUUUGGACUGCAUUUGCUAUUUCUUUUCUCAUAAAGCCAAUGUUACUGUUUUGUGCUGCUCCAUAGCACAGCAGUGCGACAAGCUUAUUGCUAACAGCAAACGCUAUGAUUUUGUCUUUGAACAUCAUUUUUGGCAGCUUGGGUAUGUCUGUGUCCCAUGCAAAAAACAUCAUAGCACAGGGUGUAUUCACAACCUAAGAUGAUGGUACACGUGCACUAACCAUCAACAGUAUUUUAUCACCAGCAACCCAUAUUUGUACAACCAAGUAGUCACUGCCAUGGGACGUACGCAAAUGACUUCAAAAAAGCUGAUUUCUUAUUGUAAAGAUGCACAGAAGUGAUGCUGACAUGACCAGAACACAAUCUCAAUGCUUUCUCUGAUCCAAUCUUUGAUAAACACUUGAAAAGAGAUGAAAGCAGGUGUUUGUUUUCGUUAUCACCAAUUUAUCUCACCAACUAGCUCAACAGUUUGUACUUUUAUCAGCAGACAACAAAAGGACUAUGGAGCAAAAUUGGGUUCUGGUUGCGUGAGCAUUCUUCUGAAAAGAGGCAGGCUUUGCCGAGGUGACAAAGUGUUUUUUUGUUCUUAGUGCUCGUAUGUAAUCAUCCUUUUGUUCAUCCCUGUGGCAUGAUUGUCUGAAAGUGCUGCAAGAACAAGCCAAAGAAUCCACACAAUUUACCGUGCAACAAGUCGGGUUAAUCAAAAAUAUAGAUUGCCACUGCGUUUUGCUCUCAACGUGGAGGGAUUGAUAUACACUCUGCUCAUAGCUGUAUUCUUAGGGCAUCAAAUUUUUAGGAGAGUAUUCAGCUGGUGUUCUUUUUGUUCACAGCUGUAACUUUUAGAGGGUUACAGCUGGGAGUUAAUUCAUUAAUUAUACACAAUUGCCCCAUAACACAAUCUCAAGUGAGGUAUAAUAGUGUAAUACAAAGUUUCGUUAAAUCAUAUCGUUCCUCUCGUCGAUAUUAUAGUGACUUUGUGAAAGAUGGCUACAUUAGUUAAUAACUGCUAGUCUUUAUUAAUUGAGGGUAGCAGUAUUAUUGUCGUCGGGGCUUUCAAGUUAGUCCGUGACAAAGUACAUGUAUGGCUGUGACAUUCUGUGCACGUUCCACAACAAUGUCAUACAAAACAAGGCAAUUAACUGUGGAGGAUGAAGUUACUUUUUCAUGUUGAGUAAGCAUUUCAUACACUCUGGCGAAGUGUGUGCUUUCUAAUGACUCAGCACCUGUGUAUAAACAUUUGUGCAAAGGUUUAUGUGCAAGAACUGUACAGCUUUCCUUUUUUCAGCCUUGACAUGUUUGUCUUGUUAGCCAUUGACACAGCGUAGAGCACAUUCAUGUCGAGAGAUGUUCGUACCAUUAAAACUCAAGUGGGCAUUUUCUUUUUCAUAAAUCAUUUACAUUUCGCACUCUGAAUGUGUUUUAACUUGCUUAGAUGCAGUAAGAUUGAAAGCUGGGCAAGUUAGUGUGUAAUGUAAUGGCAAAGAAUAGGAAUGCAUUUUUGUAAUUGUGAAUUUCUCUUUUCUGUGCCAUGUGAUUGUGUACAAAAGCAAAGAACCUGUAUUGUUUGUGCACUUCAAGUACAAGGUGCUCUCCAAGCUGUACAUCUCAUUCCUUUGAAUAAAUAAUGUAGUGUUGAAA
Messenger RNA from Dermacentor silvarum, 7035 nucleotides. Its product is annotated as serine-rich adhesin for platelets-like. Lineage: Eukaryota; Metazoa; Arthropoda; Arachnida; Ixodida; Ixodidae. The transcript has 19 exons. Bases 168 to 5327 code for a protein of 1719 amino acids. The record is from RefSeq and is a predicted model, not a curated record. Gene Ontology annotation, molecular function: protein binding; DNA binding.